This is a messenger RNA of Marchantia polymorpha subsp. ruderalis, 2122 nucleotides long. The record is from the annotation of a GenBank genome assembly. NCBI's taxonomy places the organism in Eukaryota, Viridiplantae, Streptophyta, Marchantiopsida, Marchantiales, Marchantiaceae.
GAUUUCUCUGUGUCACUUACUCACGACGACGUACAGACUUUCCAGUGGGCUGAGUUGAGUGUUCUAGAGUCCUACGAUGACAGAGACGCAGUAACUACAAAUGGUGGAAUAACAAAUUCCCCAUUUGACAGUGGAGGAGUUGUUGGAGCAGUUUUCGGGAAGAAGAGGUGCGGUGACUGCCGUCUACCAGCUGUGUACCAGCAGCCAGCAGCAUAUCCCUUGUCUCCUUGUUAUCGGUGGAAUCAGAAACCAAAAUACUACGAUCGUCGAAAGAGAAAAACUUACACCUCCUCCGUGAAAAACGCUCUGAGUGUUUGUCAUCAGAAUCACGACAGCAGGAGGAACACUGCCAGUGGCUGAAUGCAAACAUUGAAGGUAGGCAGCAAUUUGAACAGAACAGAGCAUGAUGACUAAAGAGAAGAAGAAUUGGAUAAAUUCACUGGCCGCCCAGCUGCAAGUUUCAGCUAUGCAAAUGCCGCUCUUGAAAGCGAUGCCAAAGUUGGAACUGCACGCGCAUCUCAACGGUUGCGUUCGAACUUCAACUUUAUUAGAUUUAGCCGUCGGUGAAAACAGCAAAGAGAAGAUUUCAAACACAGACCUGGAGAGUUUAAUUCGCAAAGAGGAUCGGUCGUUGACAGAGUGCUUCAGGCUAUUCCCCGUCAUCCAUGCACUUACAACUGACCAUGCUGUCGUCACAAGAAUCACCAGAGAAGCAAUUGAAGAUUUUCUCUUGGACAACGUUGUGUACUUGGAGCUACGCACGACUCCGAAGUGCAAUGACCUCUAUGGGAUGAGUAAACGCUCUUAUGUUGAAGCUGUUUUUGCUGGCUUUGAGGCUGCGGGAGUAAUGUAUAAAACCGAUUGCGAUGUGCAAGAUGGGCAUCGUAUGCACGUUCGUUUACUGUUAAGUAUCGAUCGUCGAGAAAACGCAGAAGCUGCCAUGAAUACGGUCCAGCUUGCCUGGGACAUGAGAGAUCGUGGUGUGGCGGGAGUUGAUUUAAGUGGUGACCCUGCUAUUGGCAAUUGGGAAACAUUCUUACCUGCCCUUACUUUGGCCAAGGAGCUUGGAGUACCCUUGACGCUGCAUUGUGGAGAAGUGUCAAAUCCUAAGGAGGUUCGUGAAAUGCUUGCUCUCCAACCCAGGAGGUUGGGGCACGUGUGCUGCCUGGAAGAAGCAGAAUGGAGAGCUUUGUUGGAUUCGGGUAUACCUGUGGAGAUUUGCCUCACUUCCAACGUGCGUACUGAAAGUGUUUCCUCCAUGCGAGAUCAUCAUUUCGCUGCCCUUUAUAAUGCUAAGCAUCCUGUUGUGCUUUGCACUGAUGAUCCUGGGUUAUUUUCUACUUCCCUAACUCUUGAAUUUGCAAUCGCUGCCACUUGUUUCGGUCUUACGAACUUGGAACUUCUGAUAAUGGGGAAGAGUGCAAUCAACUACACAUUCGCAGAUGACAAGACAAAGCUGAUUCUUCACGGGAUUUUCGAUGAUGCUUUACAGUAAAUGUGCUUUCUGGGAAGUGUUUGUUCAUAAGGUGAGGAUAUCUCCCUUGUAAUGUGAAUUGUAAUCAUAAACUUUAGAUAAUGAUGUAAGUUUUAAAGUGGAAGUUCAGAAUCAAAUGAUUUUAAGUUAAUAGGCAAGUACCUCAUAUUUAAUUGUUUUAGAACAAGAAACUUGUACUCGCACUGAUGAGAUUUUGAGUUUGAUUUCUGAAGUUGGAAGCUGUGGCCAUGUAUUGAAUGUUUUCUACUAUUCCUACUGGAAUUGGAACGUGUCUUGGAAGCUGUGGCUAUAUAUUGAAUGUUUUCUAUCAUUCCUACUUGAACUGGAACGUGUAUUGAUAGUCUCCGUUCUUGAGUUUUAGGUGAUGGAUCUUUUGCCGCCUUUGAGCUCAUGAAUGGGAUGAAAUGACAUGUACAUAUCGGAUGUUAUUCAUUCAGACAUCUUUGAUACUUGGUAUUUUUUAUCUUGUAAUAGUCUGCUAAGCCAAUCGGCAUAUUUGAAAAAUAUUGAAUGUCUAAUUAUGAACUUGCACAUCCGAACAACUGACUCAUGUCCUAUAUAUCUUGAAGUUUAUGUACACAAUCAGUGCACGAGUUUUACAUGAUUAGGGUUAAUAAUAUACUGGAG